Molecule: messenger RNA, 4753 nt
Organism: Ceratotherium simum simum (southern white rhinoceros)
Lineage: Eukaryota; Metazoa; Chordata; Mammalia; Perissodactyla; Rhinocerotidae
Gene: KCND1
Product: potassium voltage-gated channel subfamily D member 1
Biological process (GO): protein homooligomerization; potassium ion transmembrane transport; action potential
Cellular component (GO): neuronal cell body; dendritic spine; voltage-gated potassium channel complex
Molecular function (GO): A-type (transient outward) potassium channel activity; protein binding
Source: RefSeq, a predicted model, not a curated record
CGAGGCCCCUCCCUGCUUCUCUCUCCAUCUCCCAGCAAGCUCAGAGGGGCGGGGAGUGAGAGCUAGAGGAGGAGGAGAACUCGGGCAGCUCUGCAGAGGGGGGCAGGAGCUCCGGUGUUUGGUACCCCCAGCCCCACCGCUGUGGCCGCUGCUGCAGCGGGGACACAGGUGAGGACGGCCCUAUGGGGAGGGGGAGGGGGCCACUAACAGCGCUGUCCUUGUCCUUCCCUGGUCCAGCCCCCACGCCCUAGCCCAUCCUGGGACAGUCCCCAGGGGUCCUGCUGGACCUUGUCCUUCCAGAGCCUCCUUCCAGGGACCCAGCCCCCUCCCCCUGCCUGUGCUGCCUUCUCCUCUCCCAGGCCUGGCUGUGGCUGUGGCUGUUUCUCCUCUUCCUUCUCUUCCUGCUGCCGCUGCUGCUACUGCCGCUGCCCAGCACACACCGCCAGCCCCUCGGGGUGUGGUUUCCCCAGACCAGCCCCCAACGGUGGGACGCAGACUUAUCCUGGCCUCCCCCAUCAGACUCCUGCAAGGCCCAGCAGCACCCCCUCCCUGGAGACACACCCAACUCCUUUUCAACACCCCACCUUGCUAUCCAACCUAUUUUGGGGGGGACCCCCUCCUCCUGUUAUCUUAGUCUUUUUCAGUCCUCUGGGUGCUCUGUGGCUGUGCCCAACUUCCUUCCAAUUGAGCCCCAGCCCUGUGGGAUUCCCCAGGCUCCUUUCCUCCCACUGGAACUCUUGAGAGGAUAGAGCAGGCUUUCUCAGCCCCCCUAGACACCCCUCUCCCCAGACACCUCUCAGCCUCUGAAAAAUAACCCAGCCCCACAUCUACCCAUUUAGAUACCCCACUCCCUUCUCCAGCCCCACUAGGCCACCCCCCUUCCCCAGAACUCCUGUAGAGUGUAGACAGCACCCCCCCAGGUUAUUCCUCGCAGCUCUAGGCACUCCCAAGACACCUUUCAGCCUCUUUACAACCUCCUGGCUCUAUAGCCACCCCUUAGCAUGCACCGACCCCUUUCCUAGAUCCACCAGGGGGUUCCAACCCCCUUAUCUUUUCCCCAGAAGUCUUGAGGGUGUAGACAACCCUCCUCACCUUUCUCAGACCCUCUUGAACCCCCUCCAGACACUCUCAGCCUCUUUCAAACCCCUUUGGUCCCAUUUCACCCGUCUGAAUGCCCCAAUCCCCUCCCCAACCCCGCUAAAUGGUCCAGUCCCUUCUUCCUUCCGUCAGAACUCUUGAGAGUGUGGACAACUCCCCAGUGUUUCUUGCCCGCCCCCCAGACCUCCCCAGCCAUCUCUCAGGCACAUGCCGACCCCUCUAGAAUCAUCUCAGUCGCUCUAAAUACUCCCUCAGAUCCUUCUUGGCCCCUCUAGACGCCCCUUUUCAGUUAGGCAAGACAUCCCCCAGGUCCCUCCAAGACCCUCUAAAUGCCCCCCAAGCCCCUGCUCUUCUCUCUAGUUCCUCCUCCUGGUUCACCUUGGCCUCUCUAGACGUCCCCAGUUUCCUUGUGCGAGUGGCCCAGGGCCUCUCCAACCCCCACCAUCCUGGAGACAGCCACAUUUUCCUAAAGGCCACCGUCCCCCAAGUCUCCGAGAGCCUGGGGCUCGGCAGGAUGGCGGCAGGUGUGGCCACGUGGCUGCCUUUUGCACGGGCGGCCGCAGUGGGCUGGCUGCCGCUGGCCCAGCAGCCCCUGCCGCCAGCGCCAGGGGUGAAGGCAUCUCGAGGGGAUGAGGUUCUGGUGGUGAACGUGAGCGGGCGACGCUUUGAGACCUGGAAGAACACUCUGGACCGCUACCCCGACACCUUACUGGGCAGUUCAGAGAAGGAAUUCUUCUUUGACGCGGACUCGGGCGAGUACUUCUUCGACCGCGACCCGGACAUGUUCCGGCACGUCCUGAACUUCUACCGCACGGGCAGGCUGCACUGCCCGCGGCAGGAGUGCAUCCAGGCCUUCGACGAGGAGCUGGCUUUCUACGGCCUGGUACCGGAGCUCGUCGGAGACUGCUGUCUCGAGGAGUACCGGGACCGCAAGAAGGAGAACGCCGAGCGCCUGGCGGAGGACGAGGAGGCCGAGCAGGGCGGAGACGGCCCCACCUUGCCGGCCGGCAGGUCCCUGCGCCAGCGGCUCUGGCGGGCCUUCGAGAACCCCCACACUAGCACCGCGGCCCUCGUUUUCUACUAUGUGACCGGCUUUUUCAUAGCUGUGUCGGUCAUCGCCAACGUGGUCGAGACCAUCCCGUGCCGCGGCCCCACGCGGCGGCCCCCGCGGGAGCAGCCCUGUGGUGACCGCUUCCCCCUGGCCUUCUUCUGCAUGGACACGGCCUGUGUACUCAUCUUCACGGGCGAAUACCUCCUGCGGCUGUUCGCUGCCCCCAGCCGUUGCCGCUUCUUGCGGAGUGUAAUGAGCCUUAUCGACGUGGUGGCCAUCCUGCCCUACUACAUUGGGCUUUUCGUGCCCAAGAACGAGGAUGUCUCGGGCGCCUUCGUCACCCUGCGUGUGUUCCGGGUGUUCCGCAUCUUCAAGUUCUCCAGGCACUCACAGGGCUUGCGGAUUCUGGGCUACACACUCAAGAGCUGUGCCUCUGAGCUGGGCUUUCUCCUCUUUUCCCUUACCAUGGCCAUCAUCAUCUUCGCCACUGUCAUGUUUUAUGCCGAGAAGGGCACAAACAAGACCAACUUUACUAGCAUCCCUGCGGCCUUCUGGUAUACCAUUGUCACCAUGACUACACUUGGCUAUGGAGACAUGGUGCCCAGCACCAUCGCUGGCAAGAUUUUCGGAUCCAUCUGCUCACUCAGUGGCGUCUUGGUCAUUGCCCUGCCUGUGCCAGUCAUUGUGUCCAACUUUAGCCGCAUCUACCACCAGAACCAGCGUGCUGACAAGCGCCGAGCACAGCAGAAGGUGCGCUUAGCAAGGAUCCGGUUGGCAAAGAGUGGUACCACCAAUGCCUUCCUGCAGUACAAGCAGAACGGGGGCCUUGAGGACAGUGGCAGUGGGGAGGAACAGGCACUGUGUGUCAGGAACCGUUCUGCUUUCGAGCAGCAACAUCACCACUUGCUGCAUUGUCUAGAGAAGACGACGUGCCAUGAGUUCACAGAUGAGCUAACCUUCAGUGAGACUCUGGGGGCUGUCUCACUGGGUGGCCACACCAGCCGCAGCACUUCUGUGUCCUCCCAGCCAGUGGGGCCUGGCAGCCUGCUGUCCUCUUGCUGCCCCCGCAGGGCCAAGCGCCGUGCCAUCCGCCUUGCCAACUCCACUGCCUCGGUCAGCCGUGGCAGCAUGCAAGAGCUGGACACACUGGCAGGGCUGCGGAGGAGCCCUGCCCCUCAGAGCCGCUCAAGCCUCAAUGCCAAGCCCCAUGACAGCCUUGACCUGAACUGUGAAAGCCAGGACUUCGUGGCUGCCAUCAUCAGUAUCCCUACCCCUCCUGCCAACACCCCAGAUGAGAGCCAACCUUCCUCCCCUGGUGGUGGCGGUGGGGCCAGCAGCACCCUCAGGAACUCCAGCCUGGGUACCCCUUGCCUCCUCCCUGAGACUGUCAAGAUCUCUUCCCUGUGAGGGGCGGCCUCGCCCAUCCAGAGGGCCCUCUUGAUUCUUGGGGACUCCUUUCCAAAGCCAUAUUUUGGAGAGGCAGAGAGGGGCAGGCCUGGGGACCCCUUCUGCCCCGCACUGAGAACUAUGCAAUGGAGUUUCAUGGAAUGGCCUACCUAGUGGGGAAGUAGCCAGGGAAUGGGAAACUUCCCCCAGCCCAGACAGUUUUCCUGGUGGGUGCUGAAGAGCUGGGCUUCCUCGCGCCCCUGGCCUCCUUGCCCCAGCACACUGGGACUGGCCCCUCUCCCUGAGCUGGCCUCCUGCAUGCUCCUCCCCUCGGGCCGUUGGGCUCCCACCUGACAUCUGAGCUCCGGCAUAAGAAGGAGAGAUGAGGCUUCCUCUUCUCUCUGGCCGGGCUGUGGAGGUUUGGAGGUUCAGAGAAAAGAACUCUCACCUCUGAUCUGGCCUUUAGGAGAGGUCCCCACCCUCCACCAGGCCCAAUAACUCCCAGAUUCUGAAGCUUGGAAUGCAACCACAGGCUUCAUGAGCUGUGCCUCAGCAGUGACCUGCCACCCCCAGACCUUGGCUCAGGGGUCAGGCUGCCUCUCCCAACACACACAGAUAGCACAAACACCACCCGCCUUCCCUGGCUGCUGGAAAUGGGUCCCCACAACCCCAUCCUCUGCUGGGCCCCCAGCCAACUCUAGCAAUAGCAGUUGCUGCCAUGACAUUAUGCAAAGCCUUUGCCCAGUUUGCUGCAGCAUUUACAUCUGCCCUAAUCAGAGGGGUCACCUCUAACUACUCCUCCUUCUCUCUUCUCUGGUUUGCUCCCUUCCUGGGUUGGGCUGGAGUCUGGACUGGCUGAGAUAAGACCUGGCAGCUAGCAAGAGCAGGGCUGUGUUUGGAGAUCACGGGCUAAUUCCAUGUUCUUGGGCAGGAGUCCAGAAGCAUCAGGGCUGGGGCCUGGGUUGUUCCUGAACUCUGGGAGUUGUAGGAGGCAGGAGGAACUUAUUGAUCUCCUCCUCCUCCUCCUCCUCCCACAAUGCUUUUUCACAUAUUCCUCUUUCUUCUCCCUCUUGGGUCACCUUCCAGAACUCUGUGUCUGCUCUCAGGCUGAAAUCUGGCAUCAUCUCAGGUUCCCUGUCCCCAGCACUGUCCCUGUGGAGUUGGAGGCUGACAAAGAUGUAGUUUCCAUCAGUCAAUAAAAUCUGAGAGGAGAGAUGA